AUGGUUUCUGGAGAGCGCGAAUGUGCCAAGGGCGUGGUUGGCAAGAUUUUCCCAGACAGACUGAUGGACAUUUUGGCCGGAACUUUGGCCCUGGAAGUCCGUGUGCAUGAGCGAAGAUGUCAACCGGACGGCGAUUGGCCACUUUUUCCGGAGAAGCUCUCGUCGAAGAUGAACGCCGGCAAGAACGGUGAACAUGCUCCUGGAAGUUGCUGCCCCGCAUGGCUGCGAGCUUCCUGGUCGAGGGUUCUUUUUUGGCUUCUCGUGGCAGGAUACUUGAGCGUAGCUCUAGCUCGCAACGCUUCCAAAGCGCUUCCAAUCUCCUUGGUGUUUCUGGCCAUCUUCCUGAUCCAGAUUUGGGAUGCCAUUUCAAGCCGCUACAACAAGGACUUGGAGAGCCUUCUGGCGCCGCUGCAGCGACGAUGCGACCGCUGCCCUGCGGGUGUGGGACCCGCAGCCAUGGUGGUAGCCAUGGUGGUGACGUUGCUGGUUAUGUGCCCUGCCCAUGGUGUUGGAGCAAAGCCCAAUGGUAUCGACUCAUCCCUGGCUGCGGGCUGCUACUUCUGGUUUUGCUUGGCUGGCUUUGCUCCGCCCACCGGAGCCAAGUCCGGUGGCGUGAUUACUGGCAUUGCCUUGCAAUUUGUCUUGGGGCUCCUGAUCAUGAAGACUCAGUUUGGGUACCAGGCUUUCAAGGAGCUCGGCAAUCUCAUGGUGACCUUCCUAGGCUUCACCGAUGAAGGAAGCAAAUUCGUCUUCGGUGACUCCUACCGGGAUUUCUUCAUGGCAUUUAAGGUACUUCCCGUGAUCAUCUUCUUUAGCUCGGUAGUCUCAGCCUGCUACUAUCUGGGAAUUGUUCAAGAGAUCUUCGUGCGCUUGGGCUGGUUCAUGCAGAAGACGAUGGGCACCGGCUACUGCGAAUCUUUGAUUGCAGCGGCAAAUAUUUUCCUAGGCCAGACUGAGGCGCCUCUCAUCGUGAAGCCUUUCCUGGUCCACAUGACCCGCUCCGAGAUCCACUCCGCCAUGACUAGCGGCUACGCUUCUAUCGCGGGGUCUGUGCUGGGCACCUACAUACUCUUCGGAGUGCCAGCAGAUCACCUGUUAGCAGCGUCUGUGAUGUCGGCCCCCGCAGCCUUGGCGAUGUCGAAGCUUGUCUACCCAGAGACGGAACUGCCCAAGACCAACACCCUGAACAUCCUCACAGCAGAUCCGACGAGGAACAUUCUGGAAGCGAUCACGAACGGUGUCAUGACGGGCAUGGUAAUUGCAGCAACUGUUGCAGCCAUGUUGAUUGCCUCCAUUGCAAUCAUGGCAUUUCUGAACUCCGCGCUUGAGUGGUCUGGUGAGCUGGUGGGCAUCAACGGGCUCACUUUUGAUGCGGUGCUGUCCUAUCUCCUCUGGCCACUAGCCCUGAUGAUGGGAGUUCCGAUAGCUGACUGUAAAAGCGUUGGCUUGCUCAUUGGCCAAAAGACAAUCCUGAACGAGUUCGUGGCAUACAGGAACCUCGGGGAUCUGAAGGCCAAGGGAGCCAUUAGUACUCAAGCAGAGGUCAUCGCCACCUAUGCUCUGUGUGGCUUUUGCAAUAUGGGCUCUGUCGGCAUUCAGGUCGGGGGCUUCUCUUCCUUGGCACCACCUCGCAAGGCAGACUUCACUGAUCUCGCCUUCAGGGCAAUGGUGACAGGCACUGUUGCAUGCCUGAUGACAGGCUGCAUUGCUGGAAUGCUGGUCGACUAG
This is a messenger RNA of Symbiodinium pilosum, 1728 nucleotides long. The record is from the annotation of a GenBank genome assembly. Lineage: Eukaryota; Dinophyceae; Suessiales; Symbiodiniaceae.